CUCUCAGGCCAAUCGCGUUCCGGAAGACCGUUUCGCCUCGCGCGUGAUUUAAACCGAAGUUGGGAGGCGCCGCGAAGGAGAGUGGCAGUUGCGGAGACGAAGUCCGGUCGAGCUCCUCACGCAGCUUAUCAAGCAAAAGCCGCAGGACAAUUUUAUUGGUGAAGCAAAAAAUGGAAAGUCCAGAAAACAAAGAAAAUGCAGUUGGACCUCUAUGGACCCAAGUGGAUGACAUGUUGGAGGAAAACUUAGCUUCUCCAAAAGCUUUAAAGUCUCCUGUCAUAUUGAAGCAGAUUUCUUUGGCUGAAAACUGUAGCCCUCUGGCUAGUACAAAAACAAACUGUAGCCCCCUGGCAGUUGUUUUUGAACCAGCUAAAACGAAAAGCCAGCACAUGUCCUUUAACCAGACCUCCUUACUCAAAAGAAAUGGAAAAGAGAAAGUGCUGAAAACAGCUGCACCACCCAUCUUCGUUCCACCCCUUUCAGAGAAGCGUGCGCUUGGCUCAUAUUGUGGUAGGAUAGUAGAAUCUAAAAUAAACUCCUUCAGAAGAAAACCAGAACAUGAGAAUAGGAGGCACACUAUGGCUGCUGCUCCUAAAUCAGCAGUGAGGACUCAAUCCACAAGCAGUAUUGCAGACAAAAAGGAUGAUAGAGUCACCAGCACAGUUAAUACUUCUAAGUCUGUUGCUGUUGCCAAACCUGCAGCUGUUCUCUCACUUCAAGCCAGGCCUCCUGUGAAGGUGCCUGUUGGCCAGCCAAAGCCCAUUCUGAACCAUGAGACAAAAACUAUCAAUAGAACACCAGUGAAUAAUGGGGCAUCCCAAAGAAAUCCUAAUCGGAAUGGGAAGCUCAUCAGUGCUAACAGAUCUGUGCACAGAACAAAGAAAAAUGCUCCAACGGAAACUGGACUUGGACCACAUUUAACGGGACCUGUUUCUGAAGCUCGUGGUGCUGUCUCAGCUUUGAAAUCAGCUGACGGCAUCAGAAAACGUAAUCCAGCGAAACCUGCAAAAGGAAUAAGAACCCGACCGGCUGAACGGCCGCCAUUGACAGGGCUAAAGAAGCUGCCACCUCCCGUAUCUGUUUAUACUCUGCCUGAAAGAGAAUCCUUUCAUCAAACUAUAAAAGAACCAGUUGAAUCCUUCUGGUCUGCCCUUGCAGACGAAGAUGAACAAGGACUACUGAGUGACAGCGUCAACAAGACCCUUGUGGAAUGUCUGCACUUAAUUGAGGAGGGUUAUCCAGGUGAUGACAUACAUUCCACUUUGGAAAAGCUGACCUUGUCUGUGCCAGAUGCAAAGAAAUUUGCCAAAUACUGGGUAUGCCAGAUGCGUCUCGAACAGUUUCGCUCCAUUGAAAAGGUCCUUGCUAUCUAUGAAAAGGCAAUUCUGGCAGGAGCACAGCCCAAGGAUGAGUUACGGCGUACAUUGGCAGAUGUUAUGAAGAAAACAAAAAUCAUAUCCAAAUCUGAGGAAUGUGUGGAAAAAGAAAUCACUCUAAAUCAUGAGGCAGAAGUUCACUUAGGUGAAGAGAAGAUAGAAAACGCUUUCGAGGAAUUAAACGUCAAUAACAAGAUGGAGUCUGGUAAUGAAGUGACUUCUCAAAAAGCAGAGGCUUGUUUGAAGUCUGAACAAGAGAGCAUUGCAGUUGAAGAAAAGCACCAAAAUAAAGAAGAGAAGCCUACAGUUCUCAGAAAUGAAGAGCAGGAUAGCGGCAAUGCAGAGGGAGAGAGAAUACUAGAGUUCCCAACUCCUGAAACUGACAAAGGGGGCUCGUACUUAAUUAAGUACAACUUGUCAACUACUCCCUCCUUGAUAAGCACAAAUAAAAAAAUGCAGGGAGACGGUAACCAUCCUGCAAUCAAGGAUCUGAAAUUUUUAACUCCUGUGAGACGUUCUAGCCGCAUACAAAAGAAGAAGUUGCCAGAUAUGUUGAAAGACCACAACCCUUGUGUAUCUUCACUUGAACAACUUGAAGAAUUCGGAGCUGAAGGCAUUGGUUUCAUCUACAGACACAACAGUGCACUGCGCAAACUCUGUACCCAACAAGGUCAAGAGUGAUUAUGGCACAAUUUUAAGGUUUCUUUGAAAUGAUCAGAAACAACACGAGCGACAUUGCUUUUGAUGCAACUAAUAAUAGCUGUAUUGAAUAGAAAAGCGUCUCAUUGGUGUAUAAG
Podarcis raffonei (Aeolian wall lizard) is the source of this 2173-nucleotide messenger RNA. It is a transcript of the gene CKAP2, whose product is annotated as cytoskeleton associated protein 2. The coding region runs from base 171 to 2057 and encodes 628 amino acids. The record is from RefSeq and is a predicted model, not a curated record. Gene Ontology annotation, biological process: negative regulation of microtubule depolymerization. The transcript is spliced from 8 exons. NCBI's taxonomy places the organism in Eukaryota, Metazoa, Chordata, Lepidosauria, Squamata, Lacertidae. Gene Ontology annotation, cellular component: microtubule cytoskeleton.